UCAUCAGCACCGAGCCACAAGGAGGGUUCACCUACCCCUGGUCCUUCUGGGUAUCUUCAGCGAAAGGCCACAAGCACAGUCCCUUCAAGGCACGGCUCACAGCACUUGGUGGCCUGGAACUUUUCCGUGGCAUCUCUUGUGCAACUAGCUGUAAAACCAGACAUUGACAUGGCUGAGAGAACCCCCAGCCUACCCAACAAUGUGGAAAAAUGUCCUUGUGUUGCCCUACCACAGCCACAUAAUGAGAUGGAGCAGUUCCAGCUGCUCCAGUUGCAGAAGGAUGCAGGGAGGGACCGGACACAACAGCAGCAGGAUUGUGGCCGUAUCUGCUGGUGCUCUGUAGGCCAGAAGUUUACGAACCUCAGAGAGAUGAUCACAUUUUCCAAGGGUGCAGCACAGCCUGGCCCCACACUCCCUCAGAGCAUAGCUCCUGCUCCCAGCCUGGAUCUUUUUGGGGAGAGAAUUGUCUCCAGUCCAAAUCAAGUGCCAGGCUUUGUUAGAAACAUGCACCAGAGGCUAGCAUCCGAGGGACCUCCAGAGGACAGGCUGUUCAUGGACAUCCUGAGGCUGACUGAUGCACACCCCACUGAUGUUGCAGUGACCCUCCUGCGCUGUGCCCCAUCGUGUGACAGAGCUGCUGCAACCAUGUGGAAGACCAUAGCCUCAUCAGGAACAACAAUGGAAAAGGUGCUGCCAACACUGCUCAUUGUGCUGGAGGACUGGCCAGUGCGCAAAAUGUUCACCUCUGAUGGGGACAGUGAGAAUGUAUUUGCCUUGGCUGCAACCAGGGUGCUUUGGGAGGUUCUGCGCCUGCCCUGGUGCCCAGAGCCAUUUAUGGAAUAUUCCCCCCAUCUCCUUGUGGCUCUGCUGUACCAAGUUUUCAUCAGUACAGAGCAGACGACAGAGGAGGUCGAAACUUUCUGGACAAAAUGUCAGGAGGAACAUAACCUUCCCAGUAUCAACAGGUUUGCAAUGCAGACUGUGAGGGCACUGUUCCACCAUCUGCAGUGCCUGGAUAUACUGGUGGCCAUGGAACGCAAGAAUGGCUGGGACACGCUGCUCUAUGCUGACACCCACCACUAUGCUGUGGGUCUGCUGGCCAGGGAGAUUCGCCGUGUCUCCAUACCCAUGUGUUCCUGCAUUGCGCUCCGCCUGGUCAGGCGGCUCAGCAGGGAGGAGCCACUCUGGCAUCUUGCUGCCAUGGCCUUCCUUGUGGAGGUCCUGGAGUUCCUGGACUUCAGUGAAUGGGGUGACAGCAUCCUGGAGAUCAUGAUAAAGCACCUGCAGAGCGAGUCCAGGGACAGGUGUCACCUGGCUCUCAGAGGCCUCGAGGUGCUCAGCAGUGACCCCUCGAUGGCCAAAAAAAUGUGCAAGCUGUCUGGACGCCUUGUGGAGCUACUGAAGAAUGAAGAUGCAGAUGUGGUCAGGAUGACCCUCUCUGUGUUAAUGAAUUUACUCAUCAACAAAGACAUCCUAGUAUCCAGCCCCACAGCCCCAAAACUGGCUGAGGUGCUCCAGUCCCUCUUUGAUCAUGACAACCACCAUGUGCAGCUGCUCUCCAUUCGCCUUUACAAACAAAUGAUGGACUCAGUAGUGGGAAAGGGGAAAAAACGUAUCAAGAUGCUUGUGAGCGAGAGCCUGCUCCCACUCUUCUUCCACUGCCAUAACGUGAACGUGCGCGUGGCACAGGCCUCUCAGGAAACGCUGCUUGCUGUGGUGAAGUUCCUGAAGAGGAGGGAUCUUAAGCAGCUGCUGAAGAUGGAGGACCCGUGGAGCUUUGGCGAGCGUGUGCUGGCAGAGGACAGGGGCCGAGCGGCCGAGCACCUGCAUCGGGCUCUGCCCUACCUGGAGAGCCCACAGGAGCCCCUGCGAGAGGCCGCCGUCAGGACCAUCGGGAUCGCCGGGAUGCUCAUGAGGGGGCAGCCUCAGGAGCUGCAGCUCAUCUGUGAGGCCCUUCAAGCCCUUAAAACAGAUGAGAGCCCCUCCAACACAAACCUGAUUGUUCAAGUCAUGUUCGAUGAAAGAGCUGCAUCAUUAAAUUCAUCUUCAGGACAGUGCCAGCUCCCAUGCAGGAGGAGACCACCUGGAGAUCAGAGACCAGCUGAAGCUCCAGACACUGCUGGUGCUGUGCAAACCUGAGCUUUCUUGGAAGCUUGAGUAGCUCCCCGCCUCUCCUUCCCUCUUUACCGGUUCCUCCCUUCAACCCCCUUUUCCCUUUUCCUGCUCCCAGCUCAUCCCUCUGCUUUGCUUGCCGUGAAUAAACAUUUCAGCUUCUUCACCUUAUUUGUAUCUUUGUGGAGUAGAAGCGGACCAAAACCUGAGCCCUGGAGUACACAGGUCCCGUCCUGCCGUUCUUUUCUGCACUGC
Messenger RNA from Ficedula albicollis (Collared flycatcher), 2367 nucleotides. RefSeq names its product maestro heat-like repeat-containing protein family member 6. The transcript is spliced from 16 exons. NCBI's taxonomy places the organism in Eukaryota, Metazoa, Chordata, Aves, Passeriformes, Muscicapidae. The record is from RefSeq and is a predicted model, not a curated record. The coding region runs from base 169 to 2139 and encodes 656 amino acids. Gene Ontology annotation, cellular component: cytoplasm.